Molecule: messenger RNA, 1183 nt
Organism: Fusarium redolens
Lineage: Eukaryota; Fungi; Ascomycota; Sordariomycetes; Hypocreales; Nectriaceae
Exons: 1
Coding region: 63-1151 (362 amino acids)
Biological process (GO): regulation of cell cycle
Cellular component (GO): nucleus
Source: RefSeq, a predicted model, not a curated record
CUCCAACACCAGCAAAACUGUGACGCAUCAUCACCAAAAGUCAACUCUACAGCUGAAACAAAAUGGCUCCCAACGAUGAAGAAUCCCGCAAAGCUCUCGCAACACUCAUAGCAACAGCUACAACCCUCCUCGAACAACUCCAAUCAACCCUCACCACCAUCCAACGCAACCCACUAACCUCAUCUCCAACACCCUCCACCGAAACAACCUCCAUAAACGCCCUAUCCCUCGCCCGCGACACAUCCCUCCUCAUCCGCGCCCACUCCACCAAGAUCUCCCUCCUAAUAAUAAACGAGCCCUUCACCCCCAGCGCCAUCAGCACCGUGAUCCGCGAGCUCAUAAAAGGCCCCAUCCCAGGCCUCGCCACCGCCGCGCAAGCCUGCACCCCCGAUCUCUACACCAGCGUCGUACGAAAAGAACUAGCAUACCGAUGUCAAAAAGUCCUUGUUGAGCUGUGGGGCUUGUUGAAGCGUGUUCCCGAUGAUGGCAAGGUUUUGCCCGCGGUGGGGAGGGAUGGGAGCAAGGGAAGUCUUGUUUUGACGGGCAAGCUUUGGAGUGCGUGUGAUGAGGUUGUUAAGCUUGCGGAUCUUGGGGUGGGUGGUUUUUAUGUUAGGAGGGCGGAGGAGUGGAGGGAUACGCUUAAGGAUGUUAUGGAGGAGUUGAAGGAGUGGGGAGAGGAGGAGGAUGGUGAAGAUGAAGAUGAUCUUGCGGAUCAGAUGAACAAUGCGUCGCUCACGGAGCAAGAAAUGGUCGACGACUUGAUGAACUCCUCUUCCGCUAUACCGAAAUCCGACCCCGAUAAGAUCCGACCCCGUCUCGACUCAACACUCAAGCGCUUACGAAUGAUCGUUCUUCUAUACCAAGCCAUUUCCAAGCGACGCUUCAAGAAACUGCCCAAGGAUACUACAAAGGGCGACAUGCCUUCCAAGCUGGACAAAGCAGCGAGUGUCCUCGAGACGUUGCCGGAUACAUUUGGAGAUUUGGCUGGUGCAUUUUAUGAGCUCGAUGCAGAGGAGAUUGAUAGGCUCAUGGAGGAAUGUUUUGAGAGUGCGGUUGGUGUAAGUGAAGUUCUAAAGCUUGGCUGGGAGGGUGAGAGUGAUGAGUUUAGUGAGUGGAUGGAGAAGUUCAAGGUUGAAGUCAAGAAAACAUAAACAGACCACGAACGAAAUAAUAAAACAUUUGA